CCUUUCUGCAUCCUAAAACCCUAAAUUAAACCCUUUUCAUUUCAGUUUAACAGAUCUGCUUGUCUUCUAUGGCCGUCAGCUGCAAUCUUCAAACCUCACUCUCACACAUCUCCAUCUUCCCCUCCACAACCAAGAGACAACCCAUCUUUAGAUGCCGAGCGUCUCUCCCCACCAUAGUCACAACCGAGCCAGAUCUGGUCUUCACUUCCGUCAAGUCAUUUGCUCCGGCCACCGUCGCUAACCUUGGCCCGGGUUUCGAUUUUCUUGGGGCAGCUGUAGACGGCCUUGGUGACUUCGUAUCUCUCCGGGUUGACUCCUCGGUUCGGCCUGGUCAUGUUUCCAUUUCGGAGAUCUCCGGUUCGUCCAAGCUCUCCCCUAACCCCUUCUUCAAUUGUGCUGGCAUCGCCGCUAUUGCCACAAUGAAAAUGUUAAACAUCCGCUCCGUGGGUCUCUCCCUCAAGCUUGAAAAGGGUUUGCCUUUAGGCAGUGGUCUGGGCUCUAGUGCUGCUUCUGCUGCGGCGGCUGCCGUUGCUGUUAAUGAACUGUUCGGUGGGAUAUUAGGAGCGGAUCAGCUUGUUCUUGCAGGGUUGGAAUCGGAGGCUAAAGUCUCCGGUUAUCAUGCUGAUAAUAUUGGGCCGGCGAUUAUGGGAGGUUUUGUGUUGAUCAAAAGCUAUCAGCCUCUGGAAUUGAAGCCGUUGAUUUUUCCGGAAAAUAAACAACUGUUUUUUGUGUUGGUUAGUCCCGAAUUCGAGGCCCCCACCAAAAAGAUGCGCGCGGCGCUACCUACUGAGAUUGGGAUGCUACACCAUGUCUGGAACUGCAGCCAAGCGGGUGCUUUGGUUGCGUCUGUGUUGGAGGGUGAUGUUGAGGGAUUGGGAAAGGCUCUGUCUUCGGACAAGAUUGUGGAGCCUAAGCGAGCGCCAUUGAUUCCGGGGAUGGAGGGGGUAAAGAAGGCAGCAAUUGCAGCUGGGGCCUUUGGCUGCACGAUUAGUGGAGCUGGUCCUACUGCGGUGGCUGUAACAGAUGAUGAGGAGAGGGGAAAGGUGAUUGGGGAUGCAAUGGUGAAGGCCUUUAUGAAGGAAGGAAAUUUGAAGUCUGUGGCUAUGGUGAAGAGGCUGGACAGAGUUGGUGCGAGGCUUAUUGAUAGUGUUCCUAGAUGAUGGAUGAACAUAUCUGAAAUGUUAACAAAGAGGUGGAUAAUGGGAAGCAGUCAGAUCUCUGCUGCUAGGAAGAUACUGGAGGUGUCUACACAAACAGUCACUAGUUCGGGUAAAAAACUAUGUUUUUGGGCCAAAAUUCAAACAAUUGUUUUUGUCAUUUAUUGUAAUCUAAGACUUGAAUCUUAAAUAUUUAAUUUUUGAAGAAAAAAUUCGUUUAAAU
Molecule: messenger RNA, 1380 nt
Organism: Rubroshorea leprosula
Lineage: Eukaryota; Viridiplantae; Streptophyta; Magnoliopsida; Malvales; Dipterocarpaceae
Source: the annotation of a GenBank genome assembly